Acaromyces ingoldii is the source of this 2054-nucleotide messenger RNA. RefSeq names its product SSrecog-domain-containing protein. The coding region runs from base 193 to 1914 and encodes 573 amino acids. Gene Ontology annotation, molecular function: nucleosome binding; DNA binding; histone binding. The transcript is spliced from 2 exons. The record is from RefSeq and is a predicted model, not a curated record. Gene Ontology annotation, cellular component: nucleus; FACT complex. NCBI's taxonomy places the organism in Eukaryota, Fungi, Basidiomycota, Exobasidiomycetes, Exobasidiales, Cryptobasidiaceae.
CCUCAAUUUCUGCUUUGCUUCGCUUUUCGUCACCUUCUCACCACCACCGCUUCCCUGAGCCCUGCCCUCCCACUUCUCGCACAUCGCAAGGUUUUGGCAGGCCAUCUGUUGCGUUUGCGAAUACGAUAAGGACGGAAGGACAGAUUUGAGCUUAGGGCGACUCCUUUUGGCCAAGGAAUAACCGAGGAAAAGAUGGCGGCGCAUGUGACCUUCGACACCAUCUACCAUGGACUCGACACCACGCCGGGCAAGCUUCGCCUGCAAGAAGGAGGUCUGGGGUGGAAGGCCACUGCCUCGCAAGAUGGAUCUUCGGGCGCAACCUUCACCCUCGAGGCUGACAAGAUGGCAACCUUCCAGUGGAUGAGGGUGGCAAGGGGAUACCAACUGAGGAUCCAACUGAAGGGCAGCGAGUCUCGCCGGGAGACCUUCGAUGGCUUCCACAGGGACGACCUCGACAGGCUGUCCGACGUGCUCAACAAGUACUUCAGCAAGAGGCUCGACCAGGUCGAGGUCUCCUCGCGUGGUUGGAACUGGGGCAAAACUGAGAUCGAAGACAAUGACGUGCGAUUCCUCGUUCGGGGCAAACUCGCAUUUGAGCUGCCCGUCAAGCACAUUGCCAACACCAACAUUGCCAGUAAGACCGAGGUAGGCAUGGAGUUCAUCAACCCCGAGCAGCAACAGCCGGUUGCCAACACGGGCUCGGCAGCCAAUGGAGGCGCUGCAAGCAAAGCGAAAAAGCAAAAGGGCGACCAGCUUGUCGAGAUGAGAUUCCACAUUCCGGGUACGGUCGAGAAGGGCUCAGACAAUGACGACGAUGAUGAUGAAGAGGAAGAAGAGACGGCCGCAAAUGCAUUCAACGAGGCCAUCAAGGCCAAAGCCGACAUCGGACAGGUCGCUGGCGACGGCAUCAUCGUCUUCAAGGAGGUCCUCGUCCUUACGCCCCGUGGCCGCUUCGACAUCGACAUGUACCCUGGCUUUUUGCGGCUUCGUGGCAAGACGUACGACUACAAGGUCCUCUACUCGAGCAUCACAAGACUGUUUCUGCUCCCUCGCCCGGACGACGUUCAUGUCUCCUUUGUCGUUGGCCUCGACCCUCCGAUCCGACAGGGCCAGACACGCUACCCAUACCUUGUCAUGCAAUUCGUCCGCGAAGAGGAGAUGGAUGCCGAGCUGAAUCUUGACGACGAGACGAUUCAGGAAAAGUACGAGGGAAAGCUCAAGAGGAGGUACGAAGAGCCGACGUUCAAGAUUGUGACAACGCUUUUCCGAGUCCUCUCUGGCCAGAGGCUUGUCGCGCCAGGCGAGGACUCGUUCGAGAGCAGUGCAAACGGAUCGCCAUGCCUCAAGUGCAACGUCAAGGCCACCGAUGGCCUGCUCUACCCUCUGGACAAGCAGCUGAUCUGGGUCAGCAAGCAGCCCGUUCACAUUCGCUACGACGACAUCCACCAGGUUGUCUUCUCGCGCGUCGGUGGCGCCGUGGCCAGCAGCAAGACUUUCGACCUUCGCGUCAUUCAGCGCAGUGGGCCCGAGCACACGUUCCAGAGCCUCAGCCGCGAGGAGCACGAUGCGCUGAGCAAGCAUUUCAGCGCGCGCAAGGUUCGUGUCAAGAACGAAAUGGCUGAGGCUGCCGAGGCAAUGGCCGCCGUCGCAGCACUCAGCGAUGACGACGACGAAGACAUGGAUGACGCGAGCGACAGCGGACUCAAGAAGCGGGUCAAGAAGCCUACAAAGGCUUCCAAUGCCAUGGACGAUGACGAUGAUGAUGAGUCGUCCGAAGACGAAGACUUUGAGGCCGAGUCAUCCGACGAUGGCAGCCCCUCGGAAGCAUCGAGCGACGACGACAGCGGCGCAGAGACGGGCAGCGACGACAUGGCUGACGAGCCCAAGAAAAAGAAGAAGAAGACGAGCAAAUAAAAAGACUGCUCCUCUCUCUCUCCAUGUACACUACCCUACCACUGCAUCACUUGAUCCCACCAGUUUCUCAAACAAAGAAGGCUCUUGCUCGACUGUAAUCUGGCCCCGAGUGCGCGAGAGAAAGCACCUGCUUCUCUUUC